AUUUGAGAGCACUCGCGCACACACUGAGUCGGUAAAAUUCAAUUAGGGUUUCAUUUUCUUCUUCUUCACCCCACUGUCACUGCGCAAACCCAGUUCUCCCCUUACCGUCUCCCUCGCUCCUAAUAUUUUCCCGCCAUUUCCCGCGCUUCGUUUCCAUUGAUUUUGAAUACUAGCCGUUAGAUCUGUCAUUUUUCAUUUUUUUUUUAUUUUUUUUUCCGCUUUUUCGAAAACUUUCGACCGUUGCUCUAGCCGGAGUGAACGGGAAAUGUCUGCAUCUGAAGCGGAGAAGAAGGUGGAGGAAGAGAGGGAGGAGGUCAAAGGGGGAGAGCUCUUGUUCUGCGGUGCCACGUGUUGGGAUAUCAUUGGCCGGCGCAAGGGCGCCGUCGACGGCAACCUUGUCUCUCCCUCGCGCCUCCGUCCUCUUGUCGGUGUUGAUAUUCGUUACGUCGCGUCCGGUUGCGUCUCUUGUCAUUGCGUUGCAUUGGACGUCGAAGGACGAUGCUACACUUGGGGACGGAAUGAGAAAGGGCAACUGGGGCAUGGAGAUACGAUUCAACGUGAUAGACCAACCGUUGUGUCUGAACUUUCUAAGUACAAAAUUGUCAAAGCUGGAUCAGGGAGGAGCCAUACAGUGGUUGUUACGGAGGAUGGAAAUUCCCUGGCCUUUGGAUGGAACAAGCAUGGACAGCUAGGUUCGGGUUCUGUAAGAAAUGAAAUUGAGUCAUCACCUGUUCGCUGUCUUGUGUCUGAAGUAAAACAUACUGCGUGUGGUGGUGACUUCACUGUGUGGUUAUCUUCUGUUGAAGGAGCUUCUAUACUAACUGCAGGGCUUCCACAGUAUGGACAGCUUGGGCAUGGUACAGAUAAUGAGUAUAAUUCCAAAGACAGCUCUGUGAGGUUGGUUUAUGAACCCCAGCCACGCCCUCGAGCAAUUGCUGCUCUUGCUGGGGAAACUGUUGUGAAAGUGGCAUGUGGAACAAAUCAUACAGUGGCGGUGGAUAAGAAUGGCUAUGUCUACACGUGGGGUUUCGGUGGUUACGGAAGGCUAGGACAUAGAGAGCAGAAGGAUGAGUGGGCCCCACGCCGUGUUGAAGUUUUCCAAAACAGAAAUCUUUUACCGCCUGAUGCCAUUAUUUCUGCUGGUUCUGUUAAUUCUUCAUGUACGGCAGGUGGAGGGCAGUUGUACAUGUGGGGAAAAUUAAAGAACACUGGUGACGACUGGAUGUAUCCAAAACCUCUAAUGGAUUUAAGUGGGUGGAAUAUACGAUGCAUGGAUUCAGGCAAUAUGCAUCAUUUUGUUGGGGCUGAUUCCUCUUGCAUAAGUUGGGGACAUGCUCAGAAUGGCGAGCUGGGAUAUGGACCUAGUGGACAGAAGUCUUCAGCUGUACCCAAGAAGGUGGAUAUACUUGAGGGUAUGCAUGUAAUAAGUGUUGCUUGUGGUAUGGGGCAUUCCAUGGUUAUUGUUGAUAGAGCAAAUGUUGCUGAUCGACUUGACCAGCUUGAUAUAUAUGAUGGGAAAGCUGUUGGUGAAGAUAAUGAGGCUGUAAAACCGACUCCACCUCCCAAGCAGGCAGCAAAAAAGGGUGCCAAGGCAGCUGAGAAUUCGAAGAAGAGGAAAAAGUCGAAAGAUUCAUCGGAGUCAGAAGAUGAAGAGGAAGAGGAUGCUGAGGAAAGUUAUGAUAGCGAGGAUGAUGAAACUAAUGGCGAAGCUGAGGUGAAAAGGUCGCGUAGUUCUGGCAAAGGCCGAGGUAAGGCAUCCAAAACGUCCAGUGCCAAGGGAAAGGGCUCGGCUGCAAAAGGAAAAGGUGGUGGCCGAGGACGCGGUGGCACUUCAGCUAAUAAGAACAGUUCUAAAUCCCCUCCGGUGAAAUCUGGUAAGAGAGGAAGGCCCCGUAAGUCAUAACUUAGGUUUUUGGUUGGAAAUUUUGUUCUCUAUGUAACCACUAGAGAAAUGUAGCGUGUAGUUCAUUGGCCGGUGAUUAUACCUAGUGUUUCAGUACUACUCAAAUUUAAUACCGCUAACUAUGCAAAAUUUUUAGAAACACUGGAAUUUUCCGACUGUUUUGGAACCCAAAGGCAAGAAUUGCCCGCUUGUUAUUAUAAUUUUUUUCAAGGUGAUGCUUUUAUUGCUUAAA
Molecule: messenger RNA, 2135 nt
Organism: Vigna unguiculata (cowpea)
Lineage: Eukaryota; Viridiplantae; Streptophyta; Magnoliopsida; Fabales; Fabaceae
Product: Regulator of chromosome condensation (RCC1) family protein
Biological process (GO): negative regulation of GTPase activity
Cellular component (GO): membrane
Molecular function (GO): small GTPase binding
Source: RefSeq, a predicted model, not a curated record